This is a messenger RNA of Melanotaenia boesemani (Boeseman's rainbowfish), 1359 nucleotides long. RefSeq names its product alpha-2B adrenergic receptor-like. Gene Ontology annotation, biological process: adenylate cyclase-activating adrenergic receptor signaling pathway. Gene Ontology annotation, molecular function: adrenergic receptor activity. Gene Ontology annotation, cellular component: membrane. The transcript is spliced from 2 exons. The coding region runs from base 16 to 1359 and encodes 447 amino acids. Lineage: Eukaryota; Metazoa; Chordata; Actinopteri; Atheriniformes; Melanotaeniidae. The record is from RefSeq and is a predicted model, not a curated record.
AUCAUCAUCACCUUCAUGAUGAUUGUGACCAUCGUGGGAAACAUCCUGGUCAUCAUCGCCGUCCUGACGUCCCGGUCACUGAAGGGGGCUCAGAACCUCUUCCUGGUCUCACUCGCUGCUGCAGACAUCUUGGUUGCGAUGCUCAUCAUCCCCUUCUCGCUGGCCAACGAGCUGCAGGGCUACUGGGCGUUCAGCUCCAUCUGGUGUGAGAUCUACCUCGCCCUAGACGUCCUCUUCUGCUCCUCCUCCAUCGUCCACCUGUGUGCCAUCGCCUUGGACCGCUACCUGUCCAUCUCGCGGCCUGUGUCCUACAGUACGAAACGGACUCCAAUACGAAUCAAGGUGGCCAUCAUCAUCGUCUGGCUGAUUUCAGCCGUCAUCUCCUUCCCUCCGCUGCUCACCCUGGAUAAGAUUGAUGGCGGCGAGAAGUGCGAGCUGAACAACGAGCGCUGGUACAUCCUCUACUCCACUAUCGGAUCCUUCUUCGCCCCCUGCGUCAUCAUGAUCCUGGUGUACAUGAGGAUUUAUCAGAUCGCUAAGCAGCACACGCGAAGUUUGCCGGGUCAGAAACCUAAAGUGGCAUCCGGCGUGGUGUCAGGUGCGGUGGCCGGCGUGGCGUCUGGCGUGGUUGCCGGCGUGGCGUCCAGCAAUGAAAACCAGGGAGGUCCAGCUUCCUGUCCAUGGGAGAAAGGCCCAUCCCCAUUUGAUUCCAACCUGCUUUUGCUUAGAAAGCUGGCUGAGAGGACCACAGUCCAGAAAGCCUCCUCGGAUGAUCCUUGGGAAGGCCCAGUCCUCCCAGUCCUCCCAGCUGAGCAUCCGGACCUGGAAAGGGAAACAAAUCCUGACAAUGUGUCCAACUUUUGCUCCGAAGCUGAGCAGGAAAUCGACAAUCAGCCAGGCGUCUCUAAGGAAAUCGAAAACGAGCCGGUUGGACGAGCACUGAAGUCGUCCCACACCGAAGGGGACAAAGUCCAGGUCCUGGAUCAGGCCUGCAGAUACAAAAACACCAUGACCACACCAUCCGGCACCAGACUGGCUCCUGAGGACACACCUAAGUCUCAAGGGACGCCUGUUUCCCGGCGUAAGGCCAUGGCAAACAGAGAGAAGAGGUUCACUUUCGUCCUGGCUGUGGUGAUGGGCGUCUUCGUCAUCUGUUGGUUCCCCUUCUUCUUCUCUUACUCCCUGAAAGCGGUGUGCCCCCAGACCUGCAUCAUCCCAGAGGCCUGGUUUAAAUUCUUCUUCUGGAUUGGCUACUGUAACUCCUGCCUGAACCCUGUCAUCUACACCAUCUUCAACAAAGACUUUAGAGGGGCCUUCAAGAGGAUCCUGUCCAGGGACACCAAGGGUACCUUCUUCUAG